Ochotona curzoniae (black-lipped pika) is the source of this 3345-nucleotide messenger RNA. It is a transcript of the gene CACNA2D4, whose product is annotated as calcium voltage-gated channel auxiliary subunit alpha2delta 4. Bases 1 to 3345 code for a protein of 1114 amino acids. Gene Ontology annotation, cellular component: voltage-gated calcium channel complex. NCBI's taxonomy places the organism in Eukaryota, Metazoa, Chordata, Mammalia, Lagomorpha, Ochotonidae. The record is from RefSeq and is a predicted model, not a curated record. The transcript has 38 exons. Gene Ontology annotation, molecular function: voltage-gated calcium channel activity.
AUGCCUGGACUCCCUUCCCCCGUGCCCCGCGGUGGCUGUUGCCGGGGGCAGCCAGGGCCUAGGACCUUCCUGCAGAAGACAGCCAUCAUUCUGUGGCUGCUGUUGUCUGGUGCAGCCCUGCGCCCCACGCGGGGGCAGACCAGCAUUCCUCUGGAGACAGUGAAGCUGUGGGCAGAUACCUUUGGCCGGGACCUAUAUAACAUGGUGACCAAAUACUCAGGCUCCCUUUUGCUGCAGAAGAAGUACAAGGAUGUGGAGCCCAGCCUGAAGAUUGAGGAAGUGGAUGGCUUGGAGCUGGUGAGGAAGUUCUCAGAGGACAUGGAGAACAUGCUGCGACGCAAGGUUGAGGCUGUCAAGAAUCUGGUGGAAGCUGCCGAGGAGGCUGACCUGAAGCAUGAGUUCAAUGCAUCUCUGGUGUUUGACUAUUAUAACUCAGUCCUGGUCAACGAGAAAGAUGAGAAGGGUAACUACGUAGAACUGGGUGCCGAGCUAAUCCUGGAGCCCAACGCACACUUCAGCAACCUGCGGGUAAACACCUCCAUCAGCAGCGUGCAGCUGCCCACCAAUGUGUACAACAAAGAUCCAGAUAUUCUAAAUGGAGUCUACAUGUCUGAAGCCUUGAACUCCGUUUUUGUGAAGAAUUUCCAGAGAGACCCUACCUUAACCUGGCAAUAUUUUGGCAGCUCCACUGGGUUCUUCAGGAUCUAUCCAGGUAUAAAAUGGACACCUGAUGAGAAUGGAGUCAUUGCCUUCGAUUGCCGAAACCGUGGCUGGUACAUCCAGGCUGCCACCUCUCCCAAGGACAUAGUGAUCUUGGUGGACGUGAGUGGCAGCAUGAAGGGGUUGAGGAUGACCAUUGCCAAGCAUACCAUCGUCACCAUCUUGGACACCUUGGGAGAGAACGACUUUGUCAACAUCAUCGCGUACAACGAGUACGUCCACUACAUUGAGCCUUGUUUUAAAGGCAUCCUGGUCCAAGCAGAUCGAGAUAACCGAGAGCAUUUCAAACAGCUGGUGGACGAGCUGGUGGUCAAAGGUGUGGGGAUUGUGAACCCAGCCCUGAAUGAAGCUUUUCAGAUCCUCCAGCAGUUCCAGGAAGCCCGGCAAGGCAGCUUGUGCAAUCAGGCCAUCAUGCUCAUCACCGACGGUGCUGUGGAGGACUACGAGCCGGUGCUGGAGAAGUUCAACUGGCCGGACCGCAAGGUCCGACUCUUCACCUACCUCAUCGGGCGAGAAGUGACGUUUGCUGACCGCCUGAAGUGGAUUGCGUGCAAUAACAAAGGCUAUUACACACAGAUCUCUACGCUGGCGGACGCCCAGGAGAACGUGAUGGAGUACCUGCACGUGCUGAGCCGGCCCAUGGUCAUCAACCACGACCACGACAUCAUCUGGACGGAGGCCUACAUGGAUACCAAGCUGUUCACGUCACAGACUCAAAGCCUGAUGCUGCUCACCACCGUGGCCAUGCCCGUCUUCAGCAAAAAGAACGAGACGAGAUCCCAUGGCAUCCUUCUGGGCGUGGUGGGCUCUGAUGUGACCCUGAGGGAACUGAUGAAGCUAGCACCCCGUUACAGACUCGGCGUGCACGGAUACGCCUUCCUUAACACGAACAACGGCUACAUCCUGUCUCAUCCCGACCUCCGACCGUUGUACAGAGAGGGCAAGAAACUGAAGCCCAAACCCAACUACAACAGUGUGGACCUAUCUGAAGUGGAGUGGGAAGACCAAACCGAAACUCUGAGAACAGCCAUGAUCAAUGGAGAGACGGGCUCUCUCACUAUGGACGUGAAGGUUCCCCUGGACAAAGGGAAGCGAGUUCUCUUCCUGACCAAUGACUACUUUUUCACGGGCAUCAGCGACACACCUUUCAGCUUGGCCGUGGUGCUGUCGCGUGGCCACGGAGAGUACAUCGUGGUGGGGAACACAUCCGUGGAAGAAGGCUUACACGACUUGCUCCAUCCAGACCUGACUCUAGCCAGCGACUGGAUCUACUGCGUCACAGACAUUGACCCCGACCACCGCAAGCUCAGCCAGCUGGAGGCCAUGGUCCUCUUCCUGACAGGGAAGGACCCCGAACUGGAGUGUGAUGAGGAGCUGGUGCGGGAGGUGCUGUUGGACGCAGUGGUCACAGCCCCCAUGGAAGCCUACUGGACGGCGCUGGCCCUCAACAUUUCUGAUGAGUCGGAGCAGGAGGUGGACAUGGCCUUCCUGGGCACCCGAGCCGGCCUCCUGAGGGUCACCUUGUUCGUGGGCUUGGAGCAGGUCUCCAACAGGAAGUUCCUGACGCCCGAGGACGAGGCCAACGUGUUCACCAUGGACCACUUCCCCCUGUGGUAUCGCCAGGCCUCUGAGCGGCCUCCUGGCAGCUUCGUCUUCAACCUGCAGUGGGCAGAAGGCCCAGAGAACCAGGAGGAGCCGCUGGCUGUGACAGCCAGCACGGCCAUAGUGGUGACAGUGGACAAGAAGACAGCCGUGGCUGCAGCGGUGGGCGUGCAGAUGAAGUUGGAAGUCCUCGGGCGCCGACUGCAGGCAGCCACGCGCCAGUGUGAUGUGGCAGCUGGGUCGUGCGCACGGAGCUGUGAGGACAGUGAUCUAGACUGCUUGGUCAUAGACCACAACGGCUUCAUUCUCAUCUCGCAGAGGGUCCAUGAGACGGGGAGGUUCCUGGGGGAGGUGGACGGCGCCCUUCUGAGCCAGCUAGUCAGCAUGGGCGUGUUCAUCCGAGUAACCAUGUAUGACUACCAGGCCAUGUGCAAGCCUGCGAGCCACCACCACAGUGGGACCCAACCCCUGGCCAGCCCGCUCACGGCCUUCCUGACGGCGUCCCGGUGGCUGCUGCAGCAACUCUGUGUGUUCCUGCUUGAGUGGAGUACCUGGGGCUCCUGGCACGAGCGAGGGACCGAGGCCAAAGCUGUCUUCCAUUACUCUCACAAGCACAAGAAACAUGACGUGCUGCAGCCCUGUGACACCGAGUACCCGGUGUUUGUGCACCAAGAUGCCAUCCAGGAAGCCAACGGGAUCAUCGAGUGUGGUGCCUGCCAGAAGGUCUUCGUGAUACAGCAGAUCCCCAACACUAACCUUCUCCUGCUGGUGACGGACCCCACCUGUGACUGCAGCAGCUUCCCACCUGUCCUGCAGAAGGCCACAGAAGUGAAAUAUAACGCGUCGGUCAAGUGCCACAGGAUGCGCUCCCAGAAGCCCCGGCGCAGACCGGACUCCUGCCAUGCCUUCCACGCGGAGGAGAACGCCCAGGACUGCGGCGGCGCGGCAGACACCUCGGCCUCACUCGCCCUUCUGCUGCUGGCCCUGUGUGCCUGCUUCCGUGGGGUCCCCACCCUUGUCUAA